UUUCAUUCUGCCUGCUUUUUAUUUUUUUUCUUACUAUUUCAAUAUCCACUGUACCUUUUUGUUGUUCUGCUUCUAAAUUGAGCUUGUUUACUCCAAUCUGUAAAUUUAUGUUUCGAGCUUUACGCCUGCUACUUAAACCAAACGGCUAAUUCAUGCCAGCACGAAAAGAAGUGUGUCAAUGCCCGAUUUCGAACUUUAACCACUACGUGUCGUAAAGUUUAGUAAGUAAGCACUUCACCACUCCACUAUCGCAAACACUGAAGUCUUUAUUUUUCUUCAGUAAGCUACUGUUCAUUUAAUAAACCUUAAAUAAAUGAACGAUAAAAGUAUUCUUUUCGGUUUUAUUCCGAUCUGAGGGGCACAUACAAAUAGAUGCGGUGUUGAGCUGUCAGGCAAAUCAAUAAUAAAGUAAAUUAUUCCAAAACGAAUCCGGCGAACAUUGAAAAUGAAUAUCCUCUGAAUAUAUUGGCUAUACUAUGAAAACCGUAGGAAAAAUUUGUUUAAAAGGAAGAUAAGUUUCUAGUCUCGCAAACCAACGCUCAGUGGUCAAGGCUGUGCUUCUCAAAAACCAAAGCGCUGUGAAAAUUUAUCGAAGAUUAGUAAAAACAAAGCAAAGGCUUUGAUGAAAAAACCAUAGCACGAGGAUGGUGCAACAAAGGAGGUUCGAGUGCUGAAGGCGAAAAGUCAUGGAUAGAGCGAGAAAUUGGAUAUAUAAACACGAAUAUUAGGUAUAUAUACACUGAUCUUACGCUGCGACAGUGCUGGGAUAAAUGUAUAAAGAAUAAAGGAGAGCGUUUUUAACACGUUGAAAAUCCUUGUUCUAGCUUAACUAGCUUAACUAAAAAGCUCUUCAACUUCAAAGUCUACCAAGUUCGUGCUCAGCUAGCUUACAUUCUAUUUAUUUGGAUAAGUCUCAAGAAAUAUAAUUACGUAGUUAUUCGUAGUAGUUACUAGUGUUUAUUCCAGGAAGACCGGAAGCCUUGUGCUUCGUGGCAGGAUCAGCGGCAGCCUCUUUGGUGGCACAUUUCACACCGGGCUUCACCUGUGUCACCGAUUAGAUGGUCUUAUAUACGCGUUCAGACCUGCUGCAGGCUGUACUUCUAGUAGAAGCAUACGUAUUAAGGCCUGGUCUUUGAGUCUAGUUACGUUCUAUGAGGAAACAGGUUCCGCGUAGUAAAUUGAGAGCUGUUUGAGAUGGGUAUGUCGACCGCUUGUGGGGUGCAGUUUAGCAUGGACUCCAUAGCCAGCAUGCAAGAUCUGGCUCGUCCGCUGUGUCCACAAACGAGCUCGAGACAUUAGCUUGCGUCGUCAGUUCGUCACGUACUUCAUUAGCGCUCUAUGGUUAGGCAUUCAUUUUGGUCAUUGGCAUUCUUCUUCAAGCACUUGUACAUCAUUGUAGUAGAAAUGAAAUAAAAACACCCAUUCAACUCACUACGUUAAAUGGUUUCUAAAAUAAUGCUGCCAUGCGCUACUAGUUUGGACCGUACCGCAUUUUGAAAGCCAGCUUCAUUUGAAGAAAUUAUCCUCAGCUAUUUUUUAGUCAUUGUCCGGCCAUAGCCACCGGCUCCGUUCUCACUUAGCAGCAAUCUACGUAAUUGUAGUUCGCAUUUUGCUUCUUGGCUUAGACCUUGAAAAUUUGUAAAUAAAGUAUACCUUUGCUCUUCCUGAACAUACUGCUCUCGACUUACUUGCAAUACUACCGUAGCGUAACGUUUUUAUACGAAUGUAGUUCUCAACUGUUACCAUCAUUAUAUUUAUAACGUAUAUUGAAUUUUUUUUCCUGUGCAAGCCCUUCCGCAUGCAGCGGGCUUACACGCACGUUUCUAACUGAAAUAUCAGUCGUAUAGUGCAUGCCUUAUAUAUCUUUCCAGUAGGCCGCGCGGGUGACCGUAUGUUGUCCUAUUUACACUGUGGCUUUUAAAUAUGCACACCUUUAUAAAUCAGGUACGUGGAACUGUCUUCAAAAAAAUUUGGCACUCCACCGGCAGCAGCCGAAUUGGCCGGCACACAACCGGCCGGUAGUUUUUCGUCGCAGAGCACUUGCUACAGCGCUCACUUCACCGACGUACCGUGAACUUCAUCGUCGACCUCAUCGAUCGGAAAGUGCUCUGUUUUGUCUUUCACGGUGAUCAAUCUGCGCCGUUGAGAAGGCACAUCUAUUUCGGCUUCAAAUUGUUUGCUUGACUAGAGCACGCUUUUAGUUGUCACUGUUUCGCUAUCAUGCAUACAGAUGUUCUUGGUGGUCCGUCAACCAUCGACUACCGGGUCUGCUUAGUAGCAACGACCACGGCUGAUGUUGGUCACAUAUACAACUGUAGACGGAUAUUGGACAAAAAAAUUAGUUUUUUCAAUAUGCUUUUAUAAUAGUUUUUUUUCUAUAUGUCGUUUCCUGUUUGGCCAUUUUUUGCUAUGUCUAGUUGCCUUAUUAUUCCUUUGUACUGCUACCACCUUUCGUGUUUUUGUUAAUCCUCUUCAACGCGCUUUUUUCGUUUUCUUCGCCACCCCAAUCUCUCACUUGGCUAUGAUUUAAUCAUAAUCGUGUAAGCUCGUCGAUCGUUAUCUAUUGCUUUUCGUUGGCUGCCGUCGUUACAUCUUCCGUCUCUGAUUGCCGCAUUAUACCCUGUGUCUUCUUCUUGUAGUCAAACUGAUCGAACUUCUACUGGUUCGGCUUGCCUGCUCGUUAUUUCUGAGGACUUCCCGCGUAUUUUUCCCUACCACGUUCGGUUCUCCCCUGCAUCCGUCCAGUCCGUCCGCGUCAACGCGUCCCCGGCACUUCUUCUUUGUUUUCUGGUGCCUCUUGUGCAUUUUCUUCUCUUCCAUGAACAGCUGUUCUGCUGUCUCAAUUCGAUUCGUGAUCCCCGGGGUGCCCGAGUGACUAAAGCAAGAAGCGAGUGCAGCAAUUCACCGAGCGCAGUCAAUGGAGCAGCAGCGUUGGCCGAGGUCAGUUGCCUCUUGCUUGGAUGCAUAAAUGCAGCCUUCAUUUUCUUAUCGCGUUUUUUAUGCGACUGCCAUUCGUGCCUGCCUCUUCUAGUGUGCUGUAGCAAGCCGUCUGGCCAUUUUGGUUUAUACCACGUAUAUAUAUAUAUAUGGGCUUGUGUGUGUGUGUGUCUGUACGUGUCCGUAGCGUAGGCGCCUAAAACGUUUGGCCCGAACAGAUGAGUCAAAAUUGACGCCUGACGGCCGCACGAUAGCUGCACCCCUGUAGUAUAACAUAUAAUGCGCUAACCUCUCGAUGCAAGAGCAGCUGUAGGGGAACGGAACGCAAGAGGGCGCGCAGAGAUGAAGAAGGAGAGACCCCCUAAUCGGCCGUUACCGCUGCCGCCGUAUUGAUGUAACAACACAACAAAGAACGCGCGCUAAGCUGAGCCGAGAAAUGGCAAACUGCAACCAAACCCACUGACAGACCACCCGGUCGGUCGGUGGGUCGGCCGGCCAGCCAGCCAGCCAGCCAGCCAACAAACAGGCAGACAGACACCAACUAACUGCUAGAACUUGCUGCAUCCGUGGUGUGAUUCCUCUGCGGCAAUCCGCUGCGGGUUCGGAAGCCAAAGAUAGGACCCGGUCUGCGCGUAACUUCGCCGUCGCUUGUCUAAGCAUUCGGUCUUGGUUCAUCAAGAGGAGUCCUCACCGCCAUCGAAGACGUCGUUGACGCCGUCUUCGAAGUUAUAUCCGCCAUGCUUCCGACGUGAACGCCCCGUUAAGCGUAGCAGCGUAACUCAACUUAAUGUAACACAACCGUGUACUGCGGUAACCGUGAACGGCGAUAAUAAAGGCAAGUGCUGAUCCCCUUGCCGCAAUGGCAGCUUGGAGCAGCCGUCACCGGCGCACCGGUACAGUAACGUACAAUGCCGUGCUGGUAAUAUCGCAGUGCCGUAGUAAAAUGGGCCUCGCUGCGGUCGAUCAUAACACGACAGACGCUAUAAGAACGCAACAUAAGACCGAACGCUCUUGCUGCUCUCGAGGCGAAAGUUGCUCGAUACAUGGAUAACGGUUAGUUCGUAAUGCUGUAGCCAGGUGGCGCUGAGCGUCAUCAGGACGACGUCUUCUGUCGCGCCUCUCGACUAUCGUCGGCGUAUUGGUAACGACUGCAGCAAAGGCAAACCACAAGAAAUCGCAUGGUGCCAAUGCUUUGCUACUGACUCUGGAGCUGCCGACUUGUCGCGCCAGCGCCGCUGUCACGACAACCACUGCUUCUGCUAUUAUUAAUGGUGCUCCUUCGAAUCGGGUGCUCGAAAGCUGACGAAUUGGAUUGUGCGAACCGGAACGGUGUCGGCAAGCCUGUCCUCCAGCUGCACGCGGCCACAGUGUUUCCUCGGAUUUGAUCAGGCGGUGCCGAAAACUAGUUACAACGAGCUGUUAACAAUGACAACGACGCCAGCCACAACGAUAACAACAAUAGCAACAACCACGACAACAGCACUGAUUAAAGUAACAAGUGAAUUGAAAGUGCAGUAGUACAACAAUAACGAAUGCGGCCUUUCUCUGCUCGCUUUCACGUGAUUAAAUUAUUCUGCCACCAGCAUCGUCCCAGCCAUCGGCGUAGUACGCGCCCGCGCAGCUGCUGCCGGCGAUUGUAAAUCUGUGGAUGCCACAAAUCCCCGUGUCGUUUGCACAAUUAUCCAGACAAAUACCCAUGCACAAAGCGUUCUUUGUGGCGCCACAAUAGGAAGUGCCGCGUAUUUUUGCGUAGGUGAUAACGGUGUUUAGCGUUUGCGCAAUGAUCGACUACUUACUAGCAGAUUUGUUCUAAUUCGAAUUUUACUAGCAUUAUUAUAACAGUUAUAAGCACUGUCACCGUGCAAUGAACAUCUAAGCAUAAUAGAGGAUCUGCAUUGAUCCAGUUGGCGUUCGAUACUGCUGCUCCGAACGUGUUCUAUACACAGUGUCAAGAUCUAUUCCAGUGCGAAAUCGUGCCUACGACCACCAUUACGCUACUGUGAGAGGAUACGUUCCAUAAACACUAAGUUGUUGGGCGCACGGGGUAAUUCUAUAACAACAAUAAUAGUAUAAUACACUGAACUCGGCGACCUAAGCGAGACCGCUGCCCACCAAUCAGCUGCUAUCUAGUCUUGUCCGUCUGGGGAACUUCGUGCGUGGUCGCUAUUGGUCGCACUUCAACUUCCUGGGCCACCUAGCACCGCACUAUUCGUCACUUACUCAUAUCUGGCCUACUCCCGGCGUAACUGCUCGCUCUGUAAUCAUCUAGUACAUACCGAACACGACACGGCACGGUAUUAAUGAGGCGACGCAUAAAGCUGUGAAUAGCAGCGCCUCUAAAUUCUCGUCGUCCUUGGUGCGAUUCCGUCGAAAUUGAUCAGUUCGUCAUGAUCUCCAAUCGGCGUCGAACCCUCCUCCUCAAGGGGUUCGUACUUCUGUUUGGCUCGUGGACGGUGGCGUCGUUCGCCUUCGCUGUUCUCUCGUCCAAAUCGCGUGCCACCGAAGUUCUCGAGGCAUCAGCGCUACCUCAACUCUUUCUGCCCCAUGUGGAGGCAGAUAAAGGACAGCCGUUCGUUGGCCAUCGAAGGCUACGGCAGAAGUUGCCUUGGCACGAGGACGUAUCGAAUCAGAAUAGCCGAAACGGUGACACUGACAACGAACUUGAGGCUUUAGAGGACCGAAGCAAAUUGGAUGAUGCUAACCAGUCGCGAAAGAAGUCGCCAUCACGCAACCCGAACGGACCCGGCGAAAUGGGCCUGCCCGUGAAGUUAAAGGACCUCACAGCCGUCGAAAAAGCUAAGGAGAAGCAAGGCUGGAAACAAAAUGCGUUUAACUCAUAUGUGUCGGACCUAAUUUCCGUGCAUCGUUCCUUACCUGAUAUGCGGUACCCCGAAUGCCGGCCAAUGGCCUACCUCAAGGAUCUGCCCGCUACUUCAGUAAUUGUGUGCUUCCACAACGAGGCGUGGAGUGUCCUUUUGCGUACUGUGCACUCGAUUCUGGACCGAUCGCCGUCGCCUCUGAUCAAGGAAAUCAUCCUAGUUGACGACUUUUCGGAUAUGGAACAUAUAAAGAAACCUUUGGAAGACUACAUGGCCGAUUACCCGAAAGUGCAUAUCGUGCGAGCAACAAAACGUGAAGGCCUAAUUCGAGCACGGCUGCUCGGUGCACAGAAGGCCACAGCUCCAGUUUUAACGUUCCUCGAUUCGCACGUUGAGUGUACCGAAGGCUGGCUGGAGCCGCUAUUGGAUCGGAUUGCACGUGACCCGACAACGGUCGUCUGUCCUGUCAUCGAUGUAAUAAAUGAUGAGACGCUCGAGUACAAUGUGAAGGAAAGUGCCGAAGUAAACGUAGGAGGAUUUGAUUGGAGCCUUCAAUUCUCGUGGCAUUCUAUUCCAGAUCGAAUAGUGAAAGCUGGAUACAAGAAAUGGAUGCCUGUUGAAAGUCCAACGAUGGCGGGGGGUCUUUUCUCAAUCGACGCUAACUUUUUUCGAAAGCUCGGAACUUACGACUCCGGUUUUGAUAUCUGGGGAGGCGAAAACCUCGAGCUAUCCUUCAAGACCUGGAUGUGCGGCGGUCGUUUAGAGAUAAUUCCUUGUUCGCAUGUAGGCCAUAUCUUCCGCAAAAGGUCACCGUACAAGUGGCGUUCGGGAGUAAACGUUUUGAAAAGGAACUCAGUCCGUCUGGCGAAGGUUUGGUUGGACGAUUUCGCCAAGUACUACUUCGAUCGUAUUGGCAAUGACUUGGGAGAUUACGGUGACAUAAGUGAACGAGUCGCUCUGCGAAAAGGACUUGACUGUAAACCAUUCUCGUGGUUUGUUCGCACCAUCUACCCAGAACUGUUUGUUCCUGGAGAUGCCGUUGCAUCCGGUGAGAUACGGAACCUCGGCACCGGCGGGAUGUGCAUUGACAGCCCCGCCGGCAAAGACGCAAUGCAUAAGCCCGUGGGGCUGUACCCCUGUCACAACCAGGGAGGUAACCAGUACUGGUUAUUCUCGAAAAAUGGCGAAAUCAGACGGGAUGAAGCAUGUCUUGAUUUUGCAGGGACGGAUGUUAUACUUUAUCCGUGUCACGGCUCAAAAGGAAAUCAAUAUUGGGUGUACCAAUACGAGACAAAUUUACUUCAACAUGGAAGUAGUCGCAAAUGCUUAGAAAUGUCGCUCGCAAAGGACAAACUUUUGAUGCGGUUUUGCGACGAGGACAACAACCGACAAAAAUGGCGCUUCGGACACUUCAACAAAACAAUUGCUAACCAAGAACCCAAUGCCAAUCAAAGCCCUUAGCGUUCCCGCUACUUUCCGUGCCAUAGCCUUUUUCGUUUGCAAAGUACCAUUAUAUGUCUUACUGAUCCUCUAGAUUCAUUUCAUCAUUCAACCAAGCUGUCCGGAGAAUUGUAAUAGCAGGAGCUCAGGAUACAUCAACGACUGGUGUGAGAUUUUCGAGAUGACGCUACUAAGGGAUGUAGCGUCGCCUGGAACCAUUCCGAAGAAUUACGUCUGAGUAGAUCCUCACUGUCGCUCAGUUUCCCGUAUCUCACGGAUUUACGGCAUUGACUAUUGGUAACUAAUGACACUGUCUAAUAAAUGAGCCACAGUUAGGAUAGGUCCAUGUACAUGUGUAUAUAAAAGGUUAAUAAUAAAAUUAAUUUAUGUAAUAUGAAAAUUUGGCUACCUGCUAGAUUUUAUUAACUGCUACCACUCAAUCAAUAAGUAAAAUCUAUGUAGGUGGCACAGUUUAUGCGGUUGUAAUCAAAAGCCAUUUUAUAUAUAUAAUUUAUAUUUUUCGGUAUAAUUAGACCGCGUUUAAUUUAUUGAAACAGCAUCUGACAAUUUUCACCGGUACAGUAAAGUCACGCAAAUAAUCUUAGGCUUCACUUAGAAAUAG
Molecule: messenger RNA, 7818 nt
Organism: Varroa destructor (honeybee mite)
Lineage: Eukaryota; Metazoa; Arthropoda; Arachnida; Mesostigmata; Varroidae
Product: putative polypeptide N-acetylgalactosaminyltransferase 9
Biological process (GO): protein O-linked glycosylation
Cellular component (GO): Golgi apparatus
Molecular function (GO): polypeptide N-acetylgalactosaminyltransferase activity
Source: RefSeq, a predicted model, not a curated record